Messenger RNA from Eremothecium gossypii ATCC 10895, 1689 nucleotides. It is a transcript of the gene AIM10, whose product is annotated as putative proline--tRNA ligase AIM10. The transcript has a single exon. The coding region runs from base 1 to 1689 and encodes 562 amino acids. Gene Ontology annotation, biological process: prolyl-tRNA aminoacylation. Gene Ontology annotation, molecular function: proline-tRNA ligase activity; ATP binding. Lineage: Eukaryota; Fungi; Ascomycota; Saccharomycetes; Saccharomycetales; Saccharomycetaceae. The record is from RefSeq and is marked provisional. Gene Ontology annotation, cellular component: cytoplasm; mitochondrion.
AUGCAAGGCGGCCCAGGCGGUUUUAGAUUGGUCCUGAAGCGAUCACUGUUCACGCCUGCGAAGGGUGCGUCAGCACUUAUCAAGCAAGGGAACACGCACGAGCUGCUACAGGGCCUGGGGUACAUACGGCAGAGCCAGUCGGGCUUGGUACAUUGGCUUCCUCUCGGACUACGAUGUCUACGGAACGUGGAGAAUAUCGUACGGAAACGGAUGGAUGAGUGCGGUGGUCAGGAAUUGCAGCUGAGUACGCUGUCGCCAGAGACACUGUGGCAACGGACCGGGCGGUGGGAGAACAAGGAACUGUUCAAAUUGCGCGAUGCGAAGGGGAGGAACUACUGCCUUUCAGCCACCUGCGAGGAAGAUGUGACCUGGCUGAUGAGUGAAUGUCUGGAGUCGUACAAGGACUUGCCCUCCCUGGUGUACCAGAUAGGAACGAAGUACCGUGAUGAGUUGCGGCCUCGCGGAGGCCUGCUACGGAGCCGCGAGUUCUUGAUGAAGGAUGCCUAUUCGUUCCAUGCGGACUCGCAAGACGCCAUGCAAAUGUUCCACAAGAUGAAGCAGGUGUACGACCAGAUUUUUACGGACCUGAAGGUUCCAUUUAAAAGCGCUGCGGCAGACUGCGGCAGCAUCGGCGGCGAGCUGUCGCGGGAAUAUCACUAUAUCCAUGAGAAGGGCGAGGACGUCCUUUACAGCUGCAAUUCUUGCAGACAGGUAUCUAAUGUGGAGAUGUGUGCAAGCAUUCCAACAGAACCCGGGCAGCACACUGGCGCAGUCGCAGUCGCGUACGCGCUCAACCAGGUGCACGACACACUGCUGUGCUUAUACUACCCUGCCAACCGCACGCUGAACUGGAACUUGGCACUCAGCGUGAUGGACAACGAUAUAGACAUGACGCUUGCCAAUGUGGGGAACGAUCGCGUGCUGGAGCUGUUCUUGGAACAAAAUACGGAUCCAAUGUUUUCGAGCGUUGUCCGCGUGAUGGACUCGAGACUCAACUCCCGGUCGCAAUUCCCUGAUUUCCCCCUGCAGACGUACCUGAAAAGUAACUUCUCGCAGCUCAGUGGCCACAGCCUCGUCCAUGCCACGCAAGGCGAGCUUUGCGGCGAUUGUGGAAAGGGCACUCUCGACGCCCGCAACAGCAUUGAGGUUGGACAUUGCUUCUAUCUGGGGCGUACGUACAGCGAGGCAUUGGGCGCCGCCGUGCGCAUGCGCACCAACGAGACAACCACCCUUGAGAUGGGCUGCUAUGGCAUUGGCAUCAGUCGUCUCGUGGGCGCCAUCGCAGACGUAACUCGCGACAGUCAGGGCCUGUGUUGGCCUAGUUGCGUAGCGCCCUAUAAAGUUUCACUGAACUACGCGGGUGAGGACGAGAACGUGCGCACUGUACGCAGCCUACUCAGCCUCGAGCCGUAUGAAAGCCCUGCCGGCACCAGCCUGGGCGCCAGCCUCCAGCUCUCGCAGCAGCUCGGUAUCCCACUUAGCGUGAUUGUCGGCAAAAAAUCCUGGCCGCACGUGGAGAUCGAGGUCCGCGGCAGGCGUUUCUCCGACACCUGGCGUGACGAGCACCGGAAGCUCCACGAGCACUACGGCUGGCGCGCCGUGCCCGCCGCCGACGGCGCGCGCGAGAAGCACUAUUGCCUGCCCGAGCACCUCGACGCCGUGAUCGCCGUCUUGCUCCGCGACCUCUGA